AUGCUCACUUGGCGCGCGGUGCGCAAGUUCGUGUGGGGAGAUGUCCCCGAGACGAGGGCGGAGCAGAUCUUGCUCUUGAAGAUCGACUGGUUCAUCCUGUCGUAUUGCUGUCUAAUGUACUUUACGAUCUACCUGGACACAAGCAAUGUGGCCAACGCAUACGUUUCCGGGAUGAAGGAAGAGUUGCACAUGUAUGGGACGCAGUAUAAUAAACUCAACACCAUAUGGACGUGCGGGUACAUUAUUGGGAUGAUCCCGAAUAAUUUGAUGCUUCAAGUCGUAUCGCCCAGAAUAUGGUUUCCUUCGACGCAGAUCGUAUGGGGCGUAUUGACGUUCUGCGCGAGCACAGUGAAGAACAUCAACCAGUUGUAUGCUAUCAGGUUCAUCCAGGGCGUGGCAGAGGCAUCUGCCUUUAUAGGCACGCAUUACGUCCUGGGCUCGUGGUACAAGACUGGAGAACUCGGCAAGAGAUCUGGAAUAUUCACCAGCUCAGGGCUGAUUGGCACAUUAUUUUCGGGUGUGCUCCAAGCAGCCGUGUAUCAAAACCUAAACGGGGUUUCGGGGCGCAGCGGCUGGCGCUGGCUGUUCAUCAUCGACGGUGUGAUCACGCUCCCGAUAGCGCUGUACGGCUUUCUGGUCUUCCCCAAUGUCCCUUCCACCACGACUGCAUUCUACCUAUCAGAAGAGGAACGGCGACUUGCUGUCGCGCGUAUUCAAGCAGACAAGAAACUGAACGCUAAGGGGGCGCACGGCCAACUCAGCUGGGACCUGGUGCGAAGGGUGCUCGGUCGAUGGAGGUGGUAUGGCUGCAGCCUUCUCUUUCUUGUCUCGGGAGAAUGCGAGAGCUUCGGGUCGAACAAUCUGAUGGGGCUGUGGCUCAAGGCUGUCGGUGGCUACACAGUAGAAGAAGUUGAUUACUAUCCUUCGGGGGUCACCGCUUUCGGCAUCGUCUCGACCCUCGUCUGUGCAACAUGGACAGAUUCGACACGGUCGCGUGCGCGGUGGCCUGUGCUUGUGUGGAUAUCUGUUGCUGUGAUCGUUGCCAGCAUCUGCAUUGUGGUGUGGAGCAGCCCGACAGGGCUGAAGUUCUUUGCGUACUACUUAGCCGGCGCAAGUUACACCGGACAGGCGACGACGUUCACAUGGGCAAAUCAGAUUUGCGCAGACGAUGAUCAAGAGCGAGCCAUCGUGCUCGCUUCCAUGAACAUGUGGAACAAUGCCGUCAACGCCUGGUGGCCGCUCAUUUUCUAUCCCGCGACUGAUGCGCCCAAGUUCCGCAAGGGAAUGUGGGCGAUGAUUGGCACCGGUGUGGCUACAUUGAUGGUGACUUUCUUCGUGUGGUACAUGGAGCAGAGGGAGAAGAGGUCUAGGCUCGUGCUCGAGGAAGACGAUGGAGAUGGAGAUGUGAAGAUCAGCGAGAAGGAUGUGGAUGUAGAAACAGUGAGUGCGACGUAAAAUGAUUAUUGUACACAGUGCAUGGCACAGUCAGCAGGGGUCAUCGUUCAGCGAUCCCCCCUCUGCAUCUUCACCCUGU
This is a messenger RNA of Postia placenta MAD-698-R-SB12, 1534 nucleotides long. RefSeq lists its product as hypothetical. The record is from RefSeq and is a predicted model, not a curated record. The coding region runs from base 1 to 1455 and encodes 484 amino acids. Gene Ontology annotation, molecular function: pantothenate transmembrane transporter activity. NCBI's taxonomy places the organism in Eukaryota, Fungi, Basidiomycota, Agaricomycetes, Polyporales, Adustoporiaceae. Gene Ontology annotation, cellular component: plasma membrane. Gene Ontology annotation, biological process: pantothenate import across plasma membrane. The transcript is spliced from 17 exons.